Messenger RNA from Scleropages formosus (Asian bonytongue), 3101 nucleotides. It is a transcript of the gene stox1, whose product is annotated as storkhead box 1. The record is from RefSeq and is a predicted model, not a curated record. The coding region runs from base 65 to 2935 and encodes 956 amino acids. NCBI's taxonomy places the organism in Eukaryota, Metazoa, Chordata, Actinopteri, Osteoglossiformes, Osteoglossidae. Gene Ontology annotation, cellular component: nucleus; cytoplasm. Gene Ontology annotation, biological process: regulation of transcription by RNA polymerase II. Gene Ontology annotation, molecular function: RNA polymerase II transcription regulatory region sequence-specific DNA binding. The transcript has 5 exons.
GUGACGCCGCGCGCCGCCCUCCGCCGCGAGCCCGAGCUUCCCGCCGCGGCCGAGCAGGGAGAGCAUGUCGCGCGCGCUGCGCACCGUGCAGCUGUCCGCCGCGUCGCUCGCGCUCGUCCUCGCCAGGUCCGACGGGGACCUCGCCGCGCGCGGAGCCGAGACGACGAGCGGCCAGGACGUGUUCGAGGACUUUAAAUCGCAAAACCUUCGUAGCUUCUGGAACAAGAGGCUCGUGAAGGCGGUGGCGGCCGUUUUCUUUCAAGGAUGGAUGGAGAACUUGGUUCUGCUCGUGCGCGGCGACGGCGGCCAUCUGGAGGUGCUCAGGGAAGCGUGGAUGCGCCGCGCGCUCCGCGCUCCCAGGGGGUUCGUCAUCAGAGCCGUGGGUGACCUCACCCCAAUGCAGAUGAGUCCCAUCCCACAGUCUCAGUUCAUACCCCUCUCAGAGGUACUGUGUUCAGUGAUAUCUGACAUGAACGCAGCUCAUGUUACCGUCAAUCAGGAAGCACUAAUCAACCACAUGGCCAAGGCUCACCCAGGAAUAACCAUUCCCACCCAGGACAUUCUGUACACCACACUGGGCUCCCUAAUAAAGGAAAGGAAAAUUUACCACACUGGUGAGGGAUACUUUGUUGUUACCCCUCAAACGUACUUCAUCACCAACAGUGUGGCCAAGGACAAGUAUCGAUGGCCAACGGCUGAGGACGAUCCCCUGUCACCCCCUCCCAUUACCUAUCUAGUGAGCAACGAGAGCUGCAUGGACACCACCACUGAAGCACUGGCCAUUGCCCACUGCAGGUCCUGCAGCUGCUUUGCUCCUCGCCCAACCCCAUCUGUUCAGGGCCAUCAGUCCAUCAGUGAAUGCACUGGCCGGAGCUUGAAGUGGCCCUGUGACACCAAGCCCUCUGUCCAGCACCAGUCUACCUCUACAGCUGUUGACUACCAGCCAAGUGAGAUAAGCAAGUCUACCACCAGUCGCAAGGAAAAGGACAAGCCUGGUCGCAAAUUCACCCUCAGUCUUUUCCGUCGGAAUGGAGGGAAGAAGGAGAAGCCCAAGAAAGAAUAUGCAACCUUCUCUGGACAGUUUCCUCCUGAGGAAUGGCCUGUACGAGAUGAGGACAACCUUAACAACCUACCCAGAGAUCUGGAGCAUGCUAUCAUCAAGCGCAUUAACCCUGAGCUAACAGUGGACAACCUGGUACGGCACACUGUGAUGAUGAAGAAACUGGAGGAGCGAGGAGCAGACAGGGGUGUGGACAAAGGAAUGUCUACAGAGAUCGUAGAGUACAAGCAGCGGCAUCAUUCCAAAGUCAGUAAGAGGUCAGCCUCCAAACCCACUCGCAGCAAGAGAAGAGGACAUCCUUCUAGAGACAACCCAAGAAUUAAGAGCGGUGCUAUACAAUGUUCUGUUGACCCUGAGGCAGACAACCUUACACACUCCUGUCUUAGGCAUGAUGCAGUUGUUGAUGACCGUUAUUCUGAAGCCUGUGCUACUAAAGGUUCCAAAGAUAUAUACAAGAAAAGGAUUGAUAAUCCAUUCCAUGGGCGGAUAGCAAGAGACGGUGUGCUGAGGUCAAGCCACAGAGGUCAUAAAAAGAAAGAGGGCACGGGGCAAGUUUCAGACCAGCGACAAUAUGUGGGCCAUAGGUCAAAGUCCUGGGAUCCCUGUCGGGAAAAAGCAGUUGUCAAGGAGACAGGGAGAUCGUUGACUGUUGGACAGGGAUCAUGUGAAGGCCUCGAUGAGAGAGAACUCAACUUCAACUCGAGCCUGAAUGGUAAAAACCUGAAAGGCUGCUUGGGGGACAGUCGUGGAUAUCCUGAUAGUAGCACGCUAAGAAUAGAAGACAAAGUCAAACACCUGAAAGAAGAGAAAGCUAGGAGUAAGACCUUCUGUAAGGAGAGAACAGAAGAUGGAAAUGAGAUGACCCAGGUGGAUGUACCAGACAACAGGAUUAUAGUAGGCCAGACAAGUGAGGUGGAAUCAUCUGUGUCUCGCAUUAGCAACAACUAUGAUGGCCCCACGGUCUCUCUGUCUUUGCCCAGAGUCGAUGUACAGCGUAGACUCUCCGUCCAACAACUGGACUCUUCAGUGGAGGACUCUCAUAGGCCAGACAAUCUGUCCACACGCACAACUGAGAGCAGCUUCCAGCUACCGGAGCACGGCUUAUGGGAGAGUGACGGUUUCGCCGAUGACCACACGUUCUACCAAAGGCCAGUGGAAGAUGAUGCCUGCAGCUCUCUCUGCCUCCAUGAGGACUCCAUGACCGACUGCAGUGUUGUCUUUCAGCCUGGUGUUGCCAAAUGCCAAACAUCUCGCUCUGUCACGGGCGAUUGGGAUAACGUUUCAGCAGAUGGGAACUCGGGUGGUGGACAGCAGGAGUCUGUGCUGGUGAUGAAACAGGAAAGUUCCACGUGGCACCAAUCCAGUGUUGUUGAUGUUAGUCUGUUGACGCAGUCACAGGGUGAAAGUGGUGUCGCGCAGGUGCCACACCUGCUGAGCAGCGAACCACUUGCUUCUAACCCGAGUCAGGCGGGCCGAGCGGAUUCAGCAAGAGAGGGGCUGCACGUGGCUUCUGGGACAGACAGCUGUACGCUCACCAGCUGGGUUCGCAGCCAGGGUGUGGAAGAGAGCCUCCGAGGGCUGCCUGAAGAGCUGAGUGGAGGGCACAAGCCUAGCCAGGAGGUCCCUGGGGCAGCUGGCACUAGAGAAACAGUGGAGAACCACAGCAGCACAGGGGACAGUGGGAUUGACUCCCCCAGGACUCAGGCCAGUCUGAUGUCCAGUGGCUCAGAGGUUUUAGUGGGCCUCAGACGACGGCAUUUCCUUCAGAACCUUAAGCAGCUCCACCCCCAGGGCGGCGUGUUGCACCCUCAGGGUUCGCUCCUACGGCUCACACCAGUUAUGAACGAUAGACUCCAGACCACCAUGACGACUUGAACGAGCAGUCAAUGAUCAUUAGUGAGUACAUGUGAACUCUGUGACUGCAAAGUCCCUGCAACAUUGUCUGAAAGCAUGUAUAUAUUUACUGUGUACACCACUUACAUAUGUAAUUAUGGUAUUUUGUUUGUUGCCAUCACUUUUGUACAUUAGAAAAGCAAACCUU